Tetrahymena thermophila SB210 is the source of this 693-nucleotide messenger RNA. RefSeq lists its product as hypothetical. The record is from RefSeq and is a predicted model, not a curated record. NCBI's taxonomy places the organism in Eukaryota, Ciliophora, Oligohymenophorea, Hymenostomatida, Tetrahymenidae. The transcript has a single exon.
AUGGGAAUAGCAUAUAAUUAAUUAAUUAUCAAAUAGAUAAUUUAUAAAUCAAAAAAAUUCAUCCUAAUUUAAAAAUAAUAAUAUAAAAAAUAAUCGAAAAUUUACCUUGACAAAUAAUAAGUAAUCAAAAUAAUUUACAAAAACUUAAUAAUCAAAAAAUAAUCAAACAAACAAACAAACAAACAAUCAAAUAAUAAAUAAUAAAUACAAAACCUUUCUAAUCAAUAUAUACAUAUUAAACAAACAAACAUUAUAAUUAUUAAUAACAAGCAUGAUAGAAUUGCCUAUCAUUUUUUGAUAAACAAUUUCAUUCAAUUAAUUGUAUAAGAUAUAUCCAAACUAACAUAAACAAUAAAUUAUUCGCUCAUUAGUUAGAAGCUUCUCAAAUUCAAUCAAUACUCAUAUUUAUUUUUAUUUUUGAGACCAGCCUAAAUUAAUUAAUUAAUUUAUUAAUUAAUUAAACUAAAUAAAAUUGCAUAAUAUAAUGACCUACCAAAAGAUAAUUGCAAACGCAAUUAAAAACUAUUUAUUCUCCCUUAAACAUGUAGAUCUGAUCUUAUGACACAAGAAAUAUUUUGCUACAAAUACUUCAAACCCUACUUACUAUUUGUUUUAAAUGUGCAACUAAUAUUUCUCCAAAAAAAUAACGAGUAAAAAUAAAUUUAGAAGAUUCUCACUUAUGAGCUAAAAUGA